Molecule: messenger RNA, 1635 nt
Organism: Pyricularia grisea
Lineage: Eukaryota; Fungi; Ascomycota; Sordariomycetes; Magnaporthales; Pyriculariaceae
Exons: 1
Coding region: 1-1635 (544 amino acids)
Source: RefSeq, a predicted model, not a curated record
AUGGAAAAGCCUGACAGUCUUGCACCUCGAGGGUGCGCCAGCUGUGGUGUGUCCACUGGAAUACACUUCUGCACCGGCUGCCGGGUCGUUCACUACUGCAGCAGGAAACAUCAAGAGGACCAUCGACCCGUCCACAAGACAGCCUGCAAUGCCAUCAAGAAGACCAGUCUGGCGCUCGAGAAAAAAGAGGACACACUCCGCUUUACGAUGCCGGACGUCUUCGACACCCAAGUCGGUCAUUUCUGGGGGAUCGUUGAGACGCGAGACUACAUGAUGGCCCGGUUCACCGCGGCCAAAACCCUCCUCCAGGUCAACAACCUCGAUGCUGUCCAGAAGGCGCUAGAUCACUUCAAGGAUAUGCUGCGUUUGUGUCGUUCCGACAAUCUUGGCAUGCGGGAUAUUGUUCCAUUCCUUCAGCUGCGGCUUGGCCAAGAGCAGGACUGCUAUGACUUUCUAAAGUCCUGGACCAUUGAUGGUCCCGACGGUCGCCGGCCAAACACCAAUAUUCGUGGCGCCGACGCCUUUGAGUCUGUGGAUAAUUUUGUUUCCACAGCUGAGACUGCUCAUCUUGUUGCUUUGACCCUUCUCAAGCUGCGCCUCUAUCUAGACCUUGACGGCUACGAGUGCGACGCGCGAAAUAUCCAUCUCAGCGUUCUUGGCAUGGGCCGCUCCCCAAGCCCUGAUGGAUUUGACCGUCCAGUCGGAAAGCUUGUCAAGACCAGGGUGAAAAAUAUGUCUAAUGAUAGGAUUCGCGCAACGGCCGCAGACCUCAAGGGUCAAUAUUUGAAGCUCUGCCAGGCUGUCCACAAUGCAAACCCCUACAUCUGGCCGGCUUUGAUCAACCAGGGCAAAGUUCCAACCCCGCCAGACGUUUACAGUCCCGGCUCACCUGAGGAGGCAGAUCUCGUAGUUUUCGCCAGCAAGCGUGCAUGGGACGAGUCUGAAGAUUCUAUCGUCAUGAUCGAUGCCGACACGGCCAAGUUCACCACCGUCUAUCGGGGCUCGGGCACGACGACAGGCGUGUCUGCACAGGACACAGGCCGCCGUGAUGUUCUCGUGCUUUGUGUCGAAAAUAAACCCAUGGUUGAGCAAUCUUACGCCUCUCUGAUCACCCGAAUUACCGCAAAAGCCUCUUCGGUCCAGAUGGCUGGCACGGUCGACGAGGCCUUCUCAAAGCUCAAUCAAAGCCCGCCCCCGUCUGUCAUCCUCGUCGCCGACGGGGCUAUAACGCGCCAGAGAAAGCUUUUUGAACGCGUCAUUGACCUUCUACGCGGAGGAGCUACGGUGGUGCUAGCCGGCAGCUUCAGUAGCUUCGUGAACAGCGGCGAGCUGGACCGGACGUUCGCUACCAUAGGUCUACCCUGGACGGGCGGGCCAUACACGCGAGAAAAUGUCAAGCUUCGGAGCAGUGCUGUGCCCGGUGAGAUUGUCGGACGGUUGCCUUCUGCUUACACCCAGAAGGCUCUAUUCUUGAGCAAGGUUGAGGAGGCAGAUAAGUGGUAUGGACGAGACGGGAAUCAUGCGGAGGCGGCGGUUGCGUUUGCAAGGGUCGGACAUGGCAAGCUGGGAUAUGUCGGGGAUGUGAACGGGGAGGAUGAAUCCGAUACUGUCAUCAUGGCAAUGUGUGGACUUUGA